AGCUGUGUGUUACUCUCUCUCUCUCUCUCUCUAAACCCCACUUUUUAGGUUCCAAAAUCAAAAUCAAAAGCGGCGAAAGCAAACAAUCAGAAAUCUCCUUCGCACCAUUCAAAACUGCGACCUUCCCAAAAUCUAAAUCUCUCUCUCUCUCUCUCUCUCUCUCUCUCUCUCUCUACAUUUCUAGAGAGAGAGACAAAAGACUAGAGGAACUGCCGGAGCUUUUCUCACUCUAGAUACGAACAGACGCACACACACAUAUUUAUAUCUAGAGAGACAGGUGUGUGAGGAUGUCGGCGUCGCCGGCUCCGGCCACCACUCCAUCAACCAACACCACUUCGCCCCCACCCGCCGCGACCGCUUCCCCGCCGCCGACCACCACUCCAGCCGCUUCUCCGCCUCCACCGGCCACCACUCCAACCGCAUCGCCGCCUCCUCCCGUAACCCCCGCUGCCUCUCCCCCUCCGCCGUCCACCACCACUCCAUCUCCCUCCACCACUCCCACCGCUACCCCUCCCACGUCAUCCUCAACCCCAUCUCCCCCUCCUCCUACGUCCACCAACUCAUCGCCGCCUCCGCCCCCCGCGAGUAAGUCCACGCCUUCGCCGCCCCCUCCGUCCUCCUCUACGACGCCGUCAUCGACGACUCCAUCAUCGUCGCCGCCGAGCUCGUCGGGUAUAUCGACGGGGACUGUGGUGGGAAUUGCGAUUGGAGGGGUUUUGAUUCUGGCGAUUCUGAGCAUUUUGUUUGUGUGUUGCAAGAAGAAGAAGAGGAGACAGCCUGAUUACUAUGUUCCACCACCACCACCGCGUGGGCCUAAAGAUGACCCAUAUGGUGUCCAACCGCAAUAUUGGCAACAUGGUGUUCCACCGCCUGAUAAUCAUGUUGUCACAAUCCCUCCACCUAAACCCUCUCUUCCACCUGGAGUAGCGUCACGGCCUCCACCCCCACCUCCUCCACCUCUCAUGAGCAGUAGCGGCGGUUCAGGCUCCAACUACUCAGGGGGUGAAAACCCUCUCCCGCCUCCUUCACCUCCGAUGUUUUUAGGUUAUGGAAAGAGCACAUUUACAUACGAAGAAUUGUCUAUGGCAACAGAUGGAUUCUCAAAUGCAAACCUCCUUGGGCAAGGUGGGUUUGGAUAUGUGCACAAGGGAGUCCUUCCCAAUGGGAAAGAAGUCGCGGUUAAGCAGCUGAAAGCAGGAAGUGGUCAGGGGGAACGUGAAUUUCAGGCCGAGGUUGAGAUCAUUAGCCGGGUGCAUCACAAACAUCUUGUUUCAUUAGUUGGUUACUGCAUGGUUGGGGCCCAAAGAAUGCUUGUUUACGAGUUUGUUCCAAACAACACCAUGGAGUUCCACUUACAUGGAAAGGGAAGACUUAUAUUGGAUUGGGCCACAAGACUCAGAAUUGCUUUGGGGUCUGCAAAAGGACUGGCAUAUCUUCAUGAGGACUGCCAUCCUAAGAUCAUACAUCGCGACAUCAAGGCAUCUAAUAUACUGCUGGAUUUUAGCUUUGAGGCAAAGGUUGCAGACUUUGGACUUGCAAAGCUUUCUUCUGAUGUCAACACUCAUGUAUCAACUCGGGUGAUGGGUACUUUUGGGUACCUGGCUCCGGAAUAUGCUUCUUCUGGGAAACUCACGGACAAGUCAGAUGUUUUUUCAUUCGGGGUUGUGCUUCUGGAGUUGAUUACUGGACGCCGACCUGUUGACUCAACUCAAACUUACAUGGAUGAUAGCUUAGUAGACUGGGCAAGGCCCUUGCUAACACGAGCUUUGGAAGAUGGAAAUUAUGAUUCUCUUGUUGAUGCACGGUUGCAAAGGCAGUACAACAACAAUGAGAUGGCUCGCAUGGUUGCUUGUGCUGCUGCUUGUGUGCGCCAUUCAGCUCGACGUCGACCACGACUGAGCCAGGUAGUACGGGCCUUAGAAGGAGAGGUGUCUCUAUCCGAUCUCAACGAAGGCAUAAGACCAGGGCACAGCACAGUCUACAGUUCUAAUGCAAGCUCAGACUACGACACGAGCCAAUACAACGAGGACAUGAAAAAAUUCAGGAAGAUGGCAUUGGGAAGCCAAGAGUAUGGGGCCAGCAGCGAGUACAGCAACCCCACUAGCGAUUACGGUCUGUACCCAUCUGGAUCGAGCAGCGAAGGCCAACAGACCACUAGAGAAAUGGAGAUGGGAAAGACGAAGAAAGACAGUCGAGGUUUCAAUGAAAGUUCGUAGUUGCUUGUUUGUGAAUUUUGAUUGCAGAGUUGCAUGCCUUGUAUGAAGCUAACCUACACAAUAUAUUUUCCUGUUUUUUUUUCCCCCCCAAAAAAGGAAUGUGGUUUCUCCUUGUAUUUAUAGGCAUUAUACCAGUGAAUUGGAGUGCUGGGUUAAUUCUUUUAUUUGAUGCUUGAGUUUUAGCUU
This is a messenger RNA of Rhododendron vialii, 2402 nucleotides long. RefSeq names its product proline-rich receptor-like protein kinase PERK1. NCBI's taxonomy places the organism in Eukaryota, Viridiplantae, Streptophyta, Magnoliopsida, Ericales, Ericaceae. The record is from RefSeq and is a predicted model, not a curated record. Gene Ontology annotation, molecular function: protein kinase activity; ATP binding. The coding region runs from base 288 to 2216 and encodes 642 amino acids. Gene Ontology annotation, biological process: protein phosphorylation. The transcript has 8 exons.